AGCAGUCUCGAGGCCCCCCGACGGCCGCCCGCGCUGGGGUGGGCUUGCCGGGAGAUGCCGCGGACGCGGUUUCUCUGGGCCACGGACGUGGGGGACCCCAUCUCGUGCAUCUCGGUAUCCGAUGCGGGGUGCAUGGCGGGGUCGAUGCUCGGCAGAGUGUGGCAGCUCAGGCUCGCGGGGCACGGCAGCCCCCCGGAGCCGGAAAGGCUCGCGGGCUACUCGGAGGACGGCGUGAGGGGCCUCCACGUGGACGCCGAGCGGAGCUACUGCACGCUGCUGGACAAGUGCCAGAUCUGGAAGCAGGGGUUCAGCACGGCGUCCCCGGUCGAGCCCAUCAGGUUCACGCAGCUGGACCGGAAGAGCGCGCAGAGCGUCAAGCACGUGCUUCAGAGGGGGCCGUGGGUGUGCGUCCUGUUCUCCAUGUCGUCCACCGUGGUGAACAUCGUGGAGCAGAGGCACCACCACCGCGCGUUCAAGCUCAUGGACUUUGGCAGCGCCUCCGAGGUCGCGCCCUGCGACUUCGACGGCGAGAGCCUGGUGGUCGCCGACCGCUCCAGCCUGGGCUCUCCGCCCGUUUUCCGUGUGGUUCAGCUGGAGCGCAACGACCAGACAGAGGUGGACGCCAUACCACACGCUGGUAUGAUCUCCCUCAUCAAGCUGUGGCGGCAGGAUUACCUUGUAUAUGUGAUCGCCAGUUCUCUGUAUAUCUACGACAUUCGCAAGAAACAGGUUCGAGGGACUCUGCGAGGGCACAAUGCUGAGAUCCUUGCAGUGGAUGCGCAGGAUGACAGGACUAUCGUCAGCAUGAGUGCGGAUGGCGUCGUCCAUUUCUGGGAUGACGUUGGAAAUUGCCUUCGCACACUUCGUGUGCCAGAGGCAACAUUUUUUCUCGGUUUCCCGUACUUCGUGUGCGCAUGCGGCCACAGGGUUCUGCUCUCCGCAGACGAGGGGGUCUUCCUUGCCGAGACAGACGGCGCCGAGAACCGGGUGUGAUCCGAAGUCUGAUUGCACAAGUAGUUUCACUGCCCUGUAUUCCUCUUCGCGUGUGAUUGGUUUUCCUCGACCAGGGAAAACACGAUGACCAUGACCAAGGUCUCGCGUGGCCUAGCCGUAGUUGACGGUGAUCUUGGUCAUUGUCCAUGCUGGCCGUCGCCGAUUCGCAAGGACGAUCGACGAAUUGACGGCCAUGGACCAUGAUCAAGAUCGACACCGACCAGUCUUUUUGAUGGUCCUCGUAUUCUCUUCCUCCCUCUUUCCUUGAUCUGAUUUUCCUCCCUAACCUCUGCAUGUGGCCUGCCUCAUCGACUCCCCCUGCCAGCGUCGCGCCCGUGUCGGCCGCACUGUCGCGUGUCGCUGUCCCUGCGCCUUUGCAUCCACGGAGGAGGGCGCAGUAAGGUUCGUUCUCUGUAUGGGCCUCGGACGGACAUGCUCAAAUGUGUCUCUGCCCCAAUUUCUCCUAAUCCUGCGCGUGCACACGAAA
Prorocentrum cordatum is the source of this 1480-nucleotide messenger RNA. The record is from the annotation of a GenBank genome assembly. Lineage: Eukaryota; Dinophyceae; Prorocentrales; Prorocentraceae.